AUGGAAGUCAUCAAGACAGCCCGCCUUGUGAGUUGGCACUGGCAUCAGUGGGCCACAGAGGCGACCCACCAGCUGAUGCCAUGGGGGGGCGCGCCCGUGCGGGCCAUGGUUGACCUUCUGGCGCCAAAAUUUGACAGAGUCACACACCUCAGAGUGCAGUAUCCUAUGGGCGCGCAAGACCACGGCCUGGAUGCGCUGGGCAAGUUCUCAUCACUGACCCAACUCGAUUUGGAGGACUACAGCAAAGCAGCACUGACGGAUGAGGCCUUAAGCCUCCUGUCCAGCUGCUCAUCGAUUGUCAGGCUCCACAUCAGUGCCCACCCAGUGUCCAGCACCUGUCGUCUUUCAGAUCAAGGCGUGGCAAGGUUGGCUGAACUUACAGGCCUCAAGGAACUGUGCUUCAGCUACUGCCAGGGGAUCACGGACACGGCGGUCACCUACGUCAGGUCGCUGACCCGCUUGACCAGACUGGGGUUUGUGGGGUGCCAGAUCACGGACGAGGGUGCUGAGGGGCUGGCGCAGAUGUCACACCUCCAGGAUCUCGAUCUCAAUGAGUGCGAUGAGAUCACAGAUGAUGGGGUUGUGGCGCUCACGGGGCUGACUGGGCUGACCAGAUUGGGGCUGUUGAGCAAGGACCCGUUCACAUCGAGAAAGAUGAGUGACAGCGCAGUGAGCUUCAAGUCCUUGCCGCGCCUCAAGGAGCUAUCCCUCUGCGGGCACUUUGCGUGUGAGGACGUCAGCGCUCUCACCGACAUAGCCACCCUGGCCAGCUUGCAUCUGUGGACGUGCUGGUGCUGCACCACCUAUGGCCUGGAGUGCCUGGGCGAACUGACAGGCCUCAAGGAACUGGUGCUAAUUUCUGAUGCAAUUGAUGUCAUCACUGACGAAGUUAUUUGGUCUCUGGGGCCCCUGACGCAGCUGACCAAGCUGGUUGUGGGUGGCUGCAUGAGCGACUUCUCUGAUGAGGCCCUCCAUGGCUUGGCUGUUCUGCCUUCCCUGCGCGAGCUGGGGCUUGUGGGCGAGGAGCUUUCGGACGAUGGCAUGGAGGUCCUCAAAGACUUGACAAGAUUGACAAAGCUGAUGAUCAAGCUGCCGAUCACAGCGGAAGGGGUCGCGUGCCUCCAAUCCCUGCCCCGGCUUUCCAAACUGGCACUCUAUGCUGGGCCGCACAUCACCCUGGAGGGCUUCGAGGCUCUCGGCCGCCUAUCGGCGCUAGAGGAGCUGCGCCUGCACGACACCGGCAUGGGCGACGACCACCUGUGCCACCUGUUGGGCCUCAAGGGUCUGACUCGAUUGUGCCUGGCUGGCUGCGGGGACGAUCUUACAGAUGCUGGGCUUGCCGGCGUAGUCGCCAUGACCCUGUUGAAGGUGUUGAACCUGGUGGGGUGCCAUGGGUUGAGGGGGGCAGGCGUGCAGGCGCUAGCGGGGUUGACCGGAUCGAUGGAGAUGAAUGGUGGCGACGAGUCAAUGGGGUCCAUAAGGGGGCUGACCUCGCUGACGGAGGUGAAUGUUGCACACUGCGACAACGUGACAGAGGCGGCGACGGAGGGGCUGAGAGCGCUGCCAAAUUUGCAUUCGGUACGUGGGCACUGGCCCAACUACUCCACCAUUGUGUACCCAUGA
Molecule: messenger RNA, 1623 nt
Organism: Ostreobium quekettii
Lineage: Eukaryota; Viridiplantae; Chlorophyta; Ulvophyceae; Bryopsidales; Ostreobiaceae
Source: the annotation of a GenBank genome assembly